Aphanomyces astaci is the source of this 1070-nucleotide messenger RNA. RefSeq lists its product as hypothetical. The coding region runs from base 35 to 985 and encodes 316 amino acids. Lineage: Eukaryota; Oomycota; Saprolegniomycetes; Saprolegniales; Verrucalvaceae. The record is from RefSeq and is a predicted model, not a curated record. The transcript has a single exon.
CGGAACGUCAAUCAGCUUCUUCAUCACGACCGCCAUGCAGUCCUACGAGCAUGCAGGAUGGGUGUACAAGCAAGGGAGCAUGGUCAAGAGCUGGAAGAAGCGGUACAUGGUGCUAAAGAACAAGCAGCUCACGUACUUUGAGAAUGAGAAGAUCGAGGGCAACUCCAAGGCGAAGGGCAGCUUUCAGGUGAUCACAAUCGAGAUCGCGCAUGACAUCAAGAACGGGCUGCUUGUGCAUGGCACGGGUGGGCGUGUCAUGAAGCUGUACACAGAUAGCGCAGAGUCCUGCGAGGACUGGAUCAAUGCCAUCACACAAGUCACGUCUGCGCAGCCCCCGCUUGUGCCACAAGUAAGUGUCCGAGGACCUGUCAAUGGCAGCAGCUCGUUGAGUCUCCCUCCCCGCGACAGUCGCAGCAACAGCACGGUCUCGUCUUUGCGCAACAGUCUCACUGGGGACGAUGACAACGGAGUAUGCACCGGGUGGCUGGCCAAGGAAGGCGGCCGCGUGAGAAACUGGAAGCGGCGGUACUUUUCGUUGCAGGGACGGUCGCUGACGUACUUUGACAACGCCAACAUGAUCGGCGCGGCAAAAGGCAACGGCCAGGUAUGCGGGGUGCGAAUAAACAAGGACAAGCCGCUCUCCAUCGACGUCAACUUCGAGAAGGGCCGCGUGCUACGGGUGACGGCCGACAGCAAGGACGACUUUGAAAAGUGGUGGAUGGGGUUGAACGCAGCAAUCGAAGGGCGCAGCGUGUCCCGCGCCAGUCAAGUGAGCGUGUCGUCAUCGGCAGUGGUCACUGCGACCCCUCCCAACGCGUUUCGAUCACUCGAAUCGUACGAGAGCCAUGAAGACUCGACAACCAUCGCCAACAAGUACGCUACCCAAGACUCGUAUGCUUCUGCGGAUGCCGCUCGACUGUCAUACAACCAGUCAUGGUUGAGCUCCGACUCGGACGACGACAAGGACGACGGCGACUGGCUCUAGUAGGAGGCCAACCAUAUCCCACGGAAUAUAGUGGAUGAUGGUUUGCCAGAUAGUAACAUAAAUAUAUAUGCGAUUAAUGCCCAUA